Molecule: messenger RNA, 3274 nt
Organism: Hyalella azteca
Lineage: Eukaryota; Metazoa; Arthropoda; Malacostraca; Amphipoda; Hyalellidae
Product: zinc finger Y-chromosomal protein 2
Exons: 5
Coding region: 127-2643 (838 amino acids)
Biological process (GO): regulation of gene expression
Cellular component (GO): nucleus
Source: RefSeq, a predicted model, not a curated record
AUUCUGCGUGGGCUUUCUGCUCGCUGCGUACAUUACUACGAAAUCGCAAAAUAUUCGUCAUCAUCGGGAAAUUUUUAUAAUUGUCAUUCAGAUAUCCGUCAAAAAACGAGAAGCCAGACAAGAAAGAUGUCCAUCAAAGGACAGGUGUUAAUUAAAGCCAUGCAGGAGCACCCCAUGCUGCACGUGUCCCUCCUGGUGUCCCAGCUCACGGCCAAGGACAUCAACAGGAGGUUCUGCUCGGAGAACGGACUCAACCCACGAGCAGUGUAUCAAUACCAGGCUAUGUUGCGUCAGCUUGAGCCUCAGCAGCCUUUGCUGCACAACACCAGAGGUAUCAAGUCCAGGCGGAAGUCUUUUGUAUGCACUAAAGCACAAGGACCAAAAAGGCUUAUUAACCCUUUGGCAAAACCUUGCCCCUUGAGGAAAAAAAUGACUGUGGGUAAACCAGAAGAACCAAAGUCUUGUAGGAAAUCAUUCAAAGCGACAGGCAAACCGGGACCAAAAAUAUCCAAAGUUUUUUCAAGGCCUUGCCCUCUGAGCAAAAAAGUUGCUGUGGUGCGGCCUGCUUCUCCCCCGCCUGAGGUGAAGGUGGAGCCGGAGGAGUUGUCGGGCUCACAGGACGAUGAGGGCGGCCUGCCGUGUGGGGAGGACGACCCACAGCAUCUGGUGGAGUGCAAGAGUGAAGCUGAGGAUGAUGCCAUACAGCAGCCGACGGGACAGUCCAGCCAAGGGUUGCCGCAAGAAGGCCCCGACCACCUGGACCAUUACACUCAGAAAGUCAAGUGGAUGUUGCUACGCCCUCUCCAGGCUGAUUCCUGUCCCUCCUCGUCUGCCGAGCCUUCGGCGCCCGCCGGUGCAAACGGAUCACUUGCAACGUCCAACACUCCAGUCACUUCUGCCAGGAAAAUUAAAGGGAAAACUGCUAGAAACACAAAAAUAAGGAAAAAAACAUCUAAAGCUUCUGCUGCUUCUGACAUUUCUGAUGUCACCGGGACAUACCCCACAGUCGCCGACAACAUCAUGGAUGUUGACAAAUCUCCAGAAGAUUUCUGUGAGGUCAAGAUGGAGGUGCAGGAGGAGCUGAGCUGCAGCGAGUGCAGCUUCAAGUGCUACCACCACGAGAUACUGACGAAGCAUGUGAACGAUACCCACAGGUGCAACUACAAGGGCGUCAUCAAAUGUGGGCUCUCCCUCAAGAAGCUCGGCCUCAUCAAGCUCACGACUUUCACCAAGAAGAUCUCCCGCGCACCUGAUGAUGUUCCUGGUGACCAGGAUCUGCCUCAGUCCCCUCCAGACAGUGAAGGAGGGGAGGAAGAAAAGGAUCAUGAAGGGUAUGAAGAAGAGAAUGAAGGGUAUAAAGAAGAGAAUACUGAAGGAGAUGAUGAUGAAAUGAAUGGAGUAGACGAUGAAGAACAAGACUGUAUUAAAGAUGAGCUUGAUAAGUUGCAGGGAGAAGAGGUACAAAGCGAUAGAAAAGAACAUAUUCAUGUAAAGCGGCGUUUAAAAGAACAAGAAAAGAUAGUUGCGAAGUACAAAAGAAAGGAGAUUCUGGAUGACGGAAUGUUUGACCCGAAUACAGUUCUGCCUGACUCGUCUCCAGAAGUAAAGAGUUCUGUCACGGCAAGCGAACGGCCAUUAGAAAGCAGUAAGCCUACGGACAAUGAGGAGCUUAAAGCGGAUCAAAAUGCAUCUGUUUCUGCCAUGUUGAGCCGUCAAUCUCUGCCAUGGCCGGAUGAGGUGGCCGUUGACAGGCUGGUAUGGAAGGCAGGACAGCGUCAGUGUGUGUACUGCACUCACGUGGCGCGGAGUGGCGCUAUGUUGCUCGCCCACUACACGCAAGUGCACGAGUGUAGCAAGCUGUACCAGUGCAGCAGGUGCAGCUUCGCCACCAACUACAAGAACUGCCUCAAGAACCACAUCGCGUGGCGACAUUCGAACUGCAAGCCACACGCGUGUUCGUUGUGCAACUAUCGUACUGCAGUUAAGCACCAGCUGCGGCAACACAUUCGUGUCACGCACGCCACAGACAAGAAGCACGAGUGUCCACACUGUGAGUUCGUGACGCAGUACAAAGGGGCUCUGAAUGACCACAUCACCGGCCAGCAUACCAAAGAACGCAAGUAUAAGUGUUCCCUCUGUCCGUAUGCGAGUAUCCGGGGAGACCAAGUGCGUAAGCACUUUGCCACAAGACAUGGCAUCCCAAGACCUAAAAAAGAAGGUCCUCUGAGGAAAUGUCCCUUGUGUCCCUACACAGCGUACACCCAGGGUUCUAUCUACCAGCACAACCUAAGAUACCACGAAGUAGUUAUGCACAAAUGUCCCAUGUGCCCCUACGAGAGCUGUGAGAAGGCGCGUCUCAAACGGCACAUCGCGUGCCGGCAUUGCGAUGAACGUCCAUUUAAGUGCACCCAGUGCCCCUACGCUGCCAAGCUCAAGGACAGGCUCGUGGUGCAUGUUCAGAACCAGCACCUGGAGCGUCCCCUACACACGUGCCCUCUGUGUGACUACGGGGCGAGGGCGCGCUUCAAGUGCAGGGUGCACUUCAUCGCCAAGCAUCCCGACCACAACGUCGAGGAAUAUUUCCCCAGCAAAGAACAUUGGCAGCAAAACGCUGACCAACCGCAUGAGCCAAGUGAUGAAUAACAAGAGUUUAGCUCUCAACCAACCACGUCACCUUAGCAGCCAACAACAUGAGCUUAGCAGCCAACAACAUUUCACCUGAAUUUAUUUCGCAUUUUGCUGGUAAAAUUCUCUUAUGUUUUGAAUUCAACGUUAUUUGCGAAUUUUGUUGUAAUGGAAAGGAAGCUCGUGACUGUUGUCACGGCGAACUGAGUGCUAUAGACGGCACAACGCAGUGUUGCAAAUGUCACCAGCUUGCAAAGCGCCAUCCUGUUAUUUUCAAAAAGUAUUAAUAGUUGAUGCUGUUUAUUAGGACGUUUUUUCCUCAAAUCGUCUUAGUCGUUUUUCCUCUAGUUUUGAGAUUUGGUUUACGUGAAAGAUUGUGGACAUUUGUAACUGUUCUUAUUUUUUAGGUUUUGUUGAUACGCCGCCGUUUACGUCAUGCAGUUAAAAUUAAUUAAUUGCUAAUAAUUAACAGGCAUUGAUCAACUUUAUUAAACAUUCGUCACAAUUAAAAAGAUACAUUGUUUUCUGGUAGUGUCAGCCGCCCGAGCCAACGCAGUUGAUAUCGUGUACAUGUUAGUGAUAACGGAACCUUCUCUGUAAUAUUAUAAUGUAAUUUAGUUGUAAUGGAGCGUAUAAUACAAUUAGACGA